Sardina pilchardus (European sardine) is the source of this 9199-nucleotide messenger RNA. Its product is annotated as teneurin-3. Lineage: Eukaryota; Metazoa; Chordata; Actinopteri; Clupeiformes; Clupeidae. Gene Ontology annotation, cellular component: membrane; neuron projection. Gene Ontology annotation, biological process: signal transduction; neuron development; heterophilic cell-cell adhesion. Gene Ontology annotation, molecular function: protein heterodimerization activity; calcium ion binding; protein homodimerization activity. The transcript has 29 exons. The record is from RefSeq and is a predicted model, not a curated record. Bases 22 to 8058 code for a protein of 2678 amino acids.
GAGAGGGAGAGAGAGAGGGAGAUGGAGGGAGGCUACAUGGAGCGGCGCCACACGGCCUCCUCCUCGUCCACUGCGGUCCUCACCCAGCAGUCGUACAGCUCCAGCGACACGCUGCGCGCUCUGGAACACUCGGACUCCGCCGCCACCGCCGCCAGCGCCGCCCAGACCCUGUACCCGCCGCGCCAACGCAUGCCCGACAUGGUGCCCCGCGAGCGCCACGAGUACCGCGGCACAGCCCAGACCCUGUCACUGAGGCAGCUUGGGAUAUGCAACCCCGCUCCUCGCAGGGGGCUGAGCUUCUGUGCAGAGACCGGCCUAUCACAUGAGAGGGGCGGGGCGGACCACACCCCAGGCGGGCUCCCGUCGGACUGCGCCAUCCGGCUGUGGGGCAGGGGGAGCCUGAAACCGCACGGCCCCGUGUCCCACCUGUCCAGCCGCUCCAACUCCGCACUCACGCUCACCGACACCGAGCAGGACAACAAGUCAGACAACGAAAGCGAGCCGUUGUCCAGCCAACAGAGCCCGCCCCCUCUACCAGCCGCCUCUCACCAGCACAAGCAGACGCCGUCAGUCACCUCGCUCAACCACGCCCUGGCCAAUCAGACAACAGAGCUGCAGAGCGCCUCGCAGUGUGUGCAGCUGCAGGAGAACUGGGUGCUGGGCAGCAAUGUAGCCCUGGAGAGCAGGCACUUCCUGUUCAAGACGGGCACUGGCACCAACUCUCUGUUUGCGGCGGCAGCCCCUGGCUACGCCAUGGCAACAGGGUCGGUGUACACCCACCCGGCCCGCCCCCUACCCAGAAACACCCUCACCAGGGGCGCCUUCAAGUUCAAGAAGUCUCCCAAGUACUGCACCUGGAAAUGCACCGCCCUCAGUGCUGUGGCCGUGGCCAUCCUGCUGUCAAUCAUACUCUGCUACUGCAUAGCUAUGCAUUUAUUGGGCCUGAACUGGCGUCUGCGUGAUGCGGAGACCCAUGCCUUUGAGAACGGACGCUCCAGGGCUGUUCCCACGCCCACUGUUGCUGUGACGACGCUGACAUCACCAGACAGGGGUCGGACAGCUGUGCCUGCUCCGCAGGAGAACGUGACGCUGGACACGGGUCAAGUGGGCUUGGGCCAGAGGGCAGGCCAGUCCGUCCCCCCUGGCGUCUUCUGGCGCUCGCGGCUGGCCAUGGAGGAGCCCAACUUCCUCAAGUUCAACAUCUCCAUCCACAAGAACGCCCUGAUUGGGGUCUACGGCCGCAAGGGCCUGCCGCCCACACACACACAGUAUGACUUUGUGGAGCUGCUGGACGGCAGUAGGCUGAUCGUCCCAGAGGAGUACCCCCAGACGGCCCCAGAGCUGCGGGAGGUGCUGGAGCGGCCGGUGGCCAUGCACGAGGCCGGCUUCUUCCACUACCUGGACUCAGGUGUGUGGCACCUGGCCUUCUACAACGACGGACGCAACACUGAGCAGGUGUCCUACAAGACCAACAUCCUGGAGGCCGUGAUGGAGUGUCCAUUUAACUGUAACGGGAAUGGGGAGUGCCUCUCUGGCACCUGCCAAUGUUUCCCAGGGUUCCUCGGGCCCUACUGUUCCAGAGCUGCCUGUCCUGUUCUGUGCAGUGGCAAUGGCCAGUACACUAGGGGGCGCUGUGAGUGCCACAGCGGGUGGAAGGGCACCGAGUGUGACAUCCCCAGCAGCCAGUGUGUUGACCUGCUUUGUGGGGGUCACGGCGUGUGUGUGCGGGGCUCCUGUGUGUGCAACACGGGCUACAAAGGCGAGAGCUGUGAUCAAGUGGACUGCAUGGAGCCCAGCUGCUCGGGCCAUGGGCUGUGUGUGCAAGGCCGGUGCCACUGCGGGCCGGGCUGGAGUGGACCCAGCUGCCAAGCCAAGUCCAGCACCUGCCCUGCCGACUGCUCCGGCCACGGCACCUACCAGCUGGACACGGAGACCUGCCUCUGUGAGCCGGGCUACACCGGACAGGACUGCUCCUCAGAGGUGUGUGUGGUGGACUGCACGCCGCAUGGCGUGUGUGUGGGCGGCUCGUGCCACUGUGAGGAGGGCUGGCGAGGGACGCGCUGUGACGAGCAGGAGUGUGAGCCGCCCUGCGGUGACCACGGAGUGUGUCGCGACGCCGUGUGUGAGUGUCACCCGGGCUGGGUCGGAGAGAGCUGCAGCAUCGAUGGGUGCCCGGGGCUGUGUAACAGUAAUGGCCGCUGCACGCUGGACCAGAACGGCUGGCACUGCCUGUGCCAGGUCGGGUGGAGGGGCGCCGGGUGCGACAUCGCCAUGGAGACCGCCUGCUCCGACGGCAAAGAUAACGAAGGAGACGGUCUAAUGGACUGCAUGGACCCUGACUGCUGUCUCCAGAGCUCCUGUCAGGCGACUCCGUUCUGCCGCGGCUCUCCUGACCCCAGCGGCAUUGUGGGAAAUCAGCCGAGCGCCGCUCCCCAGAGCUUCUACCAGCGCGUCAGCUUUCUGAUUGGUCCUGGUGGAACCCACACACUUCCUGGAGACAACCCCUUCAACAGCAGUCUGGUGACUGUUAUCCGAGGGCAGGUGUUGACGAUGGAUGGAACUCCAUUGAUUGGAGUGAAUGUAUCUUUCCCCCACCUACCAGAGUAUGGGUUCACCAUCACACGCCAAGAUGGUCUGUUCGACUUGCUGGCCAAUGGCGGCGCCUCGCUGGUGCUGAGCUUCGAGCGCGCUCCGUACGCCUCUGUCCAGAUGACCGUGUGGGUGCCCUGGAACGUGUUCCACGUGAUGCAGCCGCUCGUCAUGCGCCAUGAGCCCACGGACACGCCCUCCUGCGACCUGAGUGGACUUGAGAGGCCAAGCCCUCGCCUCACGGCCACACCCCUCUCGGUGUUCUUUAGCUCCUCCCCUGAAGCCAGCCCUGUUGUGCCUGAGACUCAGGUCCUGCAUGAGCAGACUCCUGUUCCUGGGAGUGAGCUGAAGCUGGUGUACCUGAGCUCGCGGGCGUCCGGCUACAGGCCUGUGCUGAAGGUGACCUUGACCCCUGCGGCCGUGCCCUUCGGCCUGUCCAAGGUGCACCUGAGGCUGUCCGUGGAGGGCAGGAUGCUCCAGAAGUGGUUUCCUGCCGCGCCCCACCUCUCCUACACGCUGCUCUGGGACAAGACGGACGCCUACGGCCAGAAGGUCUACGGCCUGGGCCAAGCUGUGGUGUGGGUGGGCUUUGAGUACGAGGCGUGCCUGAGUGUGGUCCUGUGGGAGAAGAGGAGCAUGGCGCUGCAGGGCUACCAGCUGGACCUCUCCAACAUGGGCCGCUGGACACUGGACAAGCACCACGCUCUGGACCUGGCCAACGGCAUCCUCUUCAAGGGCAACGGAGAGCAGCGGCUGCUCUCUCUGCUGCCGCCCGUCAUCUCCACGGUGAUGGGCAACGGGCGCCGCCGCAGCAUCUCGUGCCCCAGCUGUAACGGGCAGGCCGAGGGCAACAAGCUGCUCGCCCCCGUGGCACUGGCCUGGGGCCUGGACGGCAGCCUCUACGUCGGGGACUUCAACUACAUCAGACGCAUCUACCCCUCCAGGAACGUCUCCAGCAUCAUGGAGCUCAGGAAUAAAGACUUCAGGCACAGUAACAACCCUGCCCACCGCUACUACCUGGCCACUGACCCGGUGACGGGGCAGCUGUACGUCUCGGACACCAACUCGCGCCGCAUCUACCGGCCCCGGGCCCUAGGGGGCAGCGUGGAGCCCCAGCAGAACGUGGAGGUGGUGGUGGGCACGGGGGAGCACUGUCUGCCCUUCGACGAGGCCCACUGCGGGGACGGGGGGCCGGCCACCGAGGCGUCCCUCGCCGGACCCAAAGGUAUCGUGGUGGACAAGGACGGAUUGAUCUAUUUUGUCGACGGAACGGUGAUCCGGAAAGUGGACAAGACAGGGGUCAUCUCCACGGUAAUGGGAUCCAACGACCUUGCUUCUGCUCGACCGCUGGCGUGUGAUGCUGCGAUGGACGUCCAACAGGUGGUGUUGGAGUGGCCCACUGACCUGGCCAUCAGCCCCGUGGACAACUCUCUGUACGUGCUGGACGGUAACCUGGUGCUGCGCGUGUCCGAGGGCGGUCAGACCAGCGUGGUGGCGGGCCGGCCGCUGCACUGCCCAGGACCCCCGUCCACCCAGCGGCCCACCGAGACCCCGCUGGCCAGCCACACGGCCCUGGACAGCCCGAGCGCCAUCGCCGUCUCCUACGCCGGCGAGCUCUUCGUCGCCGAGACGGACGAGAAGCGGAUGAGCCGCGUGCAGCGCGUGUCGCCCGACGGCGAGAUCGCCCACCUGGCCGGCGCGCCGUCCGACUGCGACUGCCGCAACGACGUCAACUGCGACUGCUACCUGUCCGGCGACGGCUACGCCAAAGACGCGCGGCUCAACGGGCCGUCCUCCAUGGUGGCGGCGCCGGACGGGACCCUCUACGUGGCCGACCUCGGGAACAUCCGGAUCAGGGCGGUCGGCCGGACUCGCCCGCCGCUCAACGCCGCCGGCCUCUACGAGGUGGCGUCGCCCGAGUCCGAGGAGCUCUACCUGUUCAGCGCCAACGGGACGCACCGGCACACGCUGCACCUGGUCACCGGCGACUACAAGCACAACUUCACCUACGACAGCGAGGGCGGGCUCGGCGGCGUCACCGAUUGCCACGGCAACACGCUGCGCAUCAGACGCGACGCCGGCCAGGUGCCCGUGCGCCUCGUCGCCCCCGACAACCAGGUGAUCUGGAUGGCCGUGGACGCGAAGGGACACCUCAAGUCCCUCACAGCACAGGGCCACGAGCUGGUCCAGUUCACCUACCAUGGCGACAGCGGUCUCCUAGCAACUAAGACCAUCACCAAUGGCUGGACCACAUUCUAUGAGUAUGAUGUGGAGGGAAAGCUCUACAACGUAACGUUCCCCUCUGGUGUUGUGACUAAUCUCCGUGGCGACAUGGAGACUGAUUUCACCGUCACCUUGACUACCUCUGGCCAGGAGGACGAUGCCAGCAUCAGCACCAACCACACGUCCAUUCAGGCAGUGUUCACUUUAUCUCAGGACCAGCUGCGGAACAGCUAUGUGCUGGGCUAUGACCGGUCCCUGCGGAUCCUCUACGCUAACGGCAUGGACUCCCACUACCAGACCGAGCCCCACAUCCUGGCCGGCCCGUCCUGUCCCAUCGUGGCGCGGCGGAACAUGACGCUGCCCAGCGAGAGUGGCCAGAACCUGGUGGAGUGGCGCUUCCGGAAGGAACAGUCAAGGGCAAAGGUCACCGUGUUUGGACGCAAACUACGGGUGAACGGCCGCAACAUUCUGUCGGUGGACUAUGACCGCCUACUGCGGACGGAGCGUAUCUAUGAUGACCACCGCAAGUUCCUGCUGAAGAUUCUGUACGACGCGGCCGGCCAGCCGGUGCUCUGGACGCCCAGCAGUAAGCUGCUGCCGGUCAACAUCACCCGCAUCAGCGGCGGGCUCAUCAGCGCCCUCCAGUGGGGGGCUGAGGCCGAGCGAGUGGAGUACGACACCCAGGGGCGCCUCGUCACCAGAGAGUUCCCCGAUGGCAAGACCUGGACCUACACUUACAUGGAGCAGGCGGUGGUGUUGCUGUUGGCCAGCCAGAGGCAGUAUGUGUUUGAGUACGACUCCCACGGCCUCCUGUCGGGCGUCACCAUGCCCAGUCUGGCGCGCUACACCAUGCACACGGUGCGCUCGCUCGGUUACUAUAGCAACCUCUACCACCCGCCCGAGAGCAACGCCUCCGUCGCCAUCGACUACCGGGAGGACGGACUCCUCCUACGCGUGGCCCAUCACGGAACGGGCCGGCGGGUCUUGUACCGGUACCGGUGGCAGAACAAGCUGUCGGAGCUUCUGUACGACAGCACGAAGGUGACCUUCACCUACGACGAGACGGCCGGCGUGCUGAAGACCAUCAACCUGCAGAGCGAGGCCUUCAUCUGCACUAUCCGCUACAGACAGCUGGCGGCGCUAGUGGACCGGCAGAUCUACCGGUUCAACGAGGACGGCAUGGUCAACGCACGCUUCGACUACGCCUACGACGGGAGCCUCCGCGUGGCCAGCGUCCAGGGGGUCAUCAACGAGACGCCGCUUCCCAUCGACCUCUACCAGUACGACGACAUCUCGGGGAAGCUGGAGCAGUUCGGCAAGUUCGGCGUGAUCUACUACGACAUCAACCAGAUCAUCUCCACGUCGGUCAUGACCUACAGCAAGCACUUCGACGGCCACGGGCGGAUCAAGGAGAUCCAGUACGAGGUGUUCCGAACGGUCAUGUACUGGAUCUCCUUCCAGUACGACGCGGCGGGCCGAGUGAUGAAGAAGGAGAUGAAGAUCGGGCCGUACGCCAACUCCACCAAGUACAGCUUCGAGUACGACGUGGACGGGCAGCUGCAGGUGGCGUCUCUGAACGACCGCGUGUCGUGGCGCUACAACUACGACCUGAACGGCAACCUGCACCUGAUGAACCCCGGCAACACCCGGCUGACCCCGCUCCGCUACGACCUGCGCGACCACAUCACGCGCCUGGGCGACCUGCAGUACCAGCUGGACGAGGACGGCUUCCUGCGGCAGCGCGGCUCCGAGGUCUUCGAGUACAACUCCAAGGGCCUGCUGGAGCGCGUCUACAGCAAGUCUCUGGGCUGGAGCGUGCGCUACCGCUACGACGGCCUGGGCCGCCGCGUCUCCUCCAAGAGCAGCCUCGGGCGGCACCUGCAGUACUUCUACGCCGACCUCACCUACCCCAGCCGCGUCACGCACGUCUACAACCACACCAGCCUGGACAUCACCUCGCUCUACUACGACCUGCAGGGACACCUGUUCGCCAUGGAGAUGAGCAGCGGCAAAGAGUUCUACAUCGCCUGUGACAACACGGGCACGCCGCUGGCCUGCUUCAGCAGCGAGGGCCUCCUCCUGAAGCAGGUGCAGUACACGGCCUACGGGGAGAUACACCUGGACUCCAACCCCGACCUGCCGCUCCCGCUGGGCUUCCACGGCGGCCUGUACGACCCCCUCACUAAGCUGGUCCACUUCGGCGAGCGCGACUUCGACAUCAUGGCCGCCCGCUGGACCACGCCCUGUCCCACCGCGUUCAGAGACUUGGGGGCCGAGCCCAGGCCCUUCAACCUGUACAUGUUCCGCAACAACGACCCCAUCAGUCACGGCCACAACGUGCGCGAGUACCUCACAGAUGUGAACACCUGGCUGGUAACCUUUGGCUUUCACCUGCACAACACCAUACCUGGCUUCCCUGCCCCCAAGUUUGACAUCAACAACCCGUCAUAUGAGCUGAAGAAGAGCCAGCUUUGGGAUGACCUCCCACCCGUCUUUGGGAUGCAGCAGGACGUGGCCAGGCAGUCCGAGGCCUUCCUCUCCUUCAGGCGCCUGCCCGACAUCCGGUUUGGACCGGCCCCGCACACGGAGAAGCCGUGGCUGUGGUUCGCCCCGAGCGCCUCGCUGGUCGGCCGCGGCGUCAUGCUGGCCGUUAGCCGAGGCCGAGCCGUGGUGACCCGCACGCUGGCCACCGCCAGCGAGGACUGCGCCAAGAUCGCCAGCGUGCUCAACGGCGCCAUCUACCUGCAGGACCUGCACUACGCGCUGGACGGCUGCGACACGCACCACCUGGUGAAGCUGGGCCCGCCGGACCCCGACCUGGCCCUGCUGCGGCUCACCGGCGGCAAGCGCGCGCUGGAGAACGGCGUCAACGUGAGCGUGUGGCAGUCCACGGCCGUGGGGUCGGGCGGCCGCACGCGGCGGCUGGUGGACGUGGAGCUGCGCAGCGGAGCGCUAGCGCUGCACGUGCGCUACGGCACCACGCAGGACGAGGAGCGCGAGCGCGUGCUGGAGCUGGCCCGCCAGAGGGCGCUAGUGAGCGCGUGGGCCCGGGAGCAGCAGAGGGUGCGCAACGAAGAGGAGGGCGCGCGGCUGUGGAGCGAGGCGGAGAAGAGGCAGCUGCUGACCGGAGGGAAGGUCCCCGGCUACGACGGCUACUACGUCCUCUCUGUGGAGCAGUACCCUGAGCUGGCCGACAGCACUAGCAACAUCCAGUUCCUCCGGCAGAACGAGAUCGGAAAGAGGUAACACACACAGUACCUUCCGCCUUCCCAAGACUACACCACCCGAGACUUUAACCCUGAGGUAACACAAGAUGGCUGGAGGCAGAGAGGACUCGGUGAGUUUCCUUCUAGUUACAGCGUGACAAAAAACAGUCCACUAAUGUGGCAAGACCAGAGAGAAGCGGACCAUUGCUCUGCUCUCCAGAAGUGUAGAGCAGAGUUCUGCUUUGAAACCAGACUGCUAACUAGCUGGAGGAGAGAUUAGGGGGUGCCGUGAGGCCGAGGACUAAUGAACCCCUGCUGUAAAUUAGGUGAAGCGACACGGUAAUCGUGGGAACCGUAAAUCAGUCGUGUUUACGUUGGUCCUGUGUAAAGAUGGCUGGAGUGACAUGCAGCAGAACACUUUGGAGAUUAUUUUUACUCGAGGGACGUGCAAGUCAGCAAAUAUUGACCAACGCUGUGCGUUGUGCCACAAUGUAUACUCUGUAAUUGUAUGAAGCCUUACUAAGGCAAGCGUCUCUACAGCACAGCUCCAUAAGCCUGAGUCACCACCGUCACAAGCAAACUAAUGUACAGUGAAAAUAUUUUAUAAGAUAGAUUCUAUCUUGUCUAUUUAUUUGUCUAUUUAUUUGUUGGUCCAUUUGUUUAGUUAGUAAGCAUAAGCAUAGUAGUCAUUUGAAAAUAUCAGAACAAUCCAUGGGCAUGAGCAAAAGACUUAUCACUCCCAUCUGAGUGUUACAGGGUUUGAAGGCAUAAAAAAACUACAGGCUGUAUCUGAGUGUAUGAACUGUAUGGAAUUGUCACUUUGUAUCUGCUUUGUAAAUGUGUGUUUCUAAAGCGUUGAGAUCCAGGUGAAAUGGACUUCCAACCAUAAGUCUACUGUGGGAAAAAAAAUAAUAAUCAUUCAACCACUACCACCAUCUACAAUGAACACAACAUCAGCUACUAGUGUUUUAUUUAGUCUGGGGAUGAUGAGGACCAAACGAGCAUAUGUUGCUGAAUCAUUAAAUACGUUGUCAAAAGACAGAGAUGUUGAGACAGUGUCGUCAGCGCUGGAUUGAUGAGGAAGCGAGCUCCUUAGCACAGACGGUGUACUUAUGGGAUUGGGAACCCAGCAGUGCUUCUCUAGGAAUUAAACAGAAUUCUUCAUCACAUAAUGGUCACAG